Molecule: messenger RNA, 2125 nt
Organism: Hippocampus zosterae (dwarf seahorse)
Lineage: Eukaryota; Metazoa; Chordata; Actinopteri; Syngnathiformes; Syngnathidae
Gene: rom1a
Product: retinal outer segment membrane protein 1a
Exons: 5
Coding region: 236-1279 (347 amino acids)
Biological process (GO): visual perception
Cellular component (GO): membrane
Source: RefSeq, a predicted model, not a curated record
CCAAUUUAAUAGGAUAGGCAGGCAUUAGCAUUAAGUUGCUCCCAGCAUUCAGGUUUGCCAAAUCCACUGUGUGGCACCCUGGGAGCUACACAGUGGUCGAUUGCUUAUUUGUGGACUUUUUUUUCAGCACCUUUUGGGGAAACAACUAAGACGAGAACAGCCUCGUCCCUGCGUGCUGUCGCCGUUCUCCUUCCCCUACUCCCCCCGGUAAGACUCGGAGCCCUCCGCCGCAACCAUGGUGGUGAUGAAGAUGAAGUUCCCCUUUCAGAAAAGGGUAAAGCUGGCUCAGGGACUGUGGCUCCUCUCAUGGUGUGCCACAGUAGCUGGGGCCAUCACCUUCACCCUUGGGUGCAUCCUCAAGGCAGAGCUACGCAGGAGGGCAGAGGUAAUGGAUAAUUCAGACAUACAUAUCGUGCCCAACACCCUCAUGAUAGUUGGUCUGGCCUCCUUGGGUAUCAACUACUUUGCAUCAAAGAUCUGUCAGGAUGCCCUGGACGCUGGCCGAUUUCCUCGCUGGAAGACCUUUUUGAAGCCCUACUUUGCCGUCUCUUGUUUCUUCACUGUCCUCAUGCUGCUAGCGGUCAUCAUGAGCUAUGCGAUGAAAGGCAAUCUGGAGUCUUCUCUGAAGGUGGGCCUGAGAAAUGGCAUUCGCUUCUACAAAGACACAGACACCCCAGGACGCUGCUUUCAGAAGCAGAACAUCGAUCGCUUGCAGAUGGACUUUCAGUGUUGUGGAAACAACGACCACAAGGACUGGUUUGAGGUCCAGUGGAUCAGCAACCGCUACCUUGAUUUCAACUCCAAGGAAGUGAAAGUGCGCGUCAAAAGCAAUGUUGAUGGACGAUAUUUGGUCGACGGCGUCCCAUUCAGUUGUUGUAAUCCCACUUCUCCUCGACCGUGCAUUCAGUAUCACCUCACCAACAAUUCCGCUCAUUAUAAUUAUGAGUAUGAAACAGAGGAACUCAACAUCUACCUGCGGGGCUGCAGGGAAGCCUUGGUCAACUACUACAUGGGCCUGAUGAACACCAUUGGGGCUGGAGUACUGUCAGUCUUCCUCUUGCAGGGUUCCGUGCUGGUGAGUUUGCGCUUCCUGCAGACCGCUAUGGAGGCUGUAGCAGGGAAGGAGAACACAGAAAUUGAGACUGAAGGAUACUUACUGGAGAAAGGACUGAAGGACACCUUCAUGGAGUACUUUGAUCCUCUUCUCAAGUUUCUGUUGCUGAAAAACCAGGUGCAGGAGGGCACUCCUGCAGGCACAACAGCCCCAGCUUCCUCCUAAACAUUGGGGUUGGUCACGCAUGUGUAUAUACUUUUUACGAAGGGAAUGAAAAACAUUAAAAUCCUGAAUAAUAUCGUCUCCUUCCUAAAAUUGUGGCAUAUGUCGGGGGGGGGGGGGGGAUCAAAAUAUGACUUUGCCCAUUAUUUUAAGAAGGAGACAAUAUUAUGAAAAUCUGUUGGGGCGGGUGGGGGGGUAGAAUUUGUAUUUCCAGUGGACCAUCAAAUUAAAGUACAUCAAAAUAUUUCACAUUCCUCUCCAAAUUGUAUAAAGUGAAUCUAUGCAUUCUCUAUUGAAUGCAUGCCUUGCAGCAGAAUAUAGACAAGAAACAUGUAUUUUGCUCGUUUUGUUAUUUUGUUAUUUUGAUAUUUGUGAUUCUCUUCUGCUCUACUCCCACAAAUACUUUUAGUUUCUCCUAGCCUACAUUAUAUGAUCCAGGGCUCACCGCAGACACAUUACACCAGUAAAAUUGUCACAAAAAUAUCAUAAUUAUGGUUAUGAAUACACAGGUCAUUUUUGCCUUCUAGCGGAUGUGCAUUUAAUUCUUCUGGCUGUCACUAUAAAUCUCUGGUAUGGAUAGAUGAAUAAAGAUACAUUAUUUAUAACUAGAUGUGCCAUAGCACAGUGGUUUGGAAUCAUCAUUACAAAAAAAAGUACUGAUUCAAGUAUUUUUGUGGGGGAAAGUAGAAUAAUAGAGGGGGCUCAAGAAUUAAAAUUUGAAUGUCGUACUAUAUGCAUAAAUACUGUAUAUAUAAAUAUAUAUAUUGUUAUAAAUAUAAAUAAUCCGCUCCCGCACAACUCUAAUUGCCCCACGGGGAUAAAUAAAGUUUUCUGAAUCUGAAUACAGUA